UUUAUCAUAAAAUUAAAAAAAAUAUAAAGGGUAGUGUAAUCAUAAUUCUCUAAUUAUAGACUUUAUUUUGAAGCGUUUUUUCUUGCUGUAUUCUUUGGUUAAAAGUGGCAGAGUCUAGUUGAACACAAUUUUUUUGCGCCACGAAAAACAAAUCACAAUUUAAUUUUUUCUAGGAUACGAAUUGAUUAUGUCGUCGGAAGAGGAAGAUUAUGAUAUUUUCGCCAACUUAAAAGAUAUUCAAAAAAAUCUUGAAGAUGGAGUUAACUUGGCUUUUGAAAAUCUAGAUGAUGAUUCAGAUAAAUCAAUAAGUUUCAGUAUGCCUGAAACACCUAAGAAUAAAAAAAAGAAAUCUGCGCCGAAAAAUAAUCCAAAAAAAGCGCCUAAAGAUCCAGCUGAUAAAAACCCUAAAAAAGCGCCUAAAGAUCCAGCUGAAAAAAAUAAUUCCAUCGAAACUAUUAAUUUCGAAGAUUUUGCACCAAUAAAUACGAACUACAUUGCACCCAUGAAUCGACGGAACACCCGUAGAAACAACAAUUUGAUGAAUGAUAUCCCUACCUGCAGUAGGUAUGCUACAAAUGAUAUUGAUUUAUCACUUAAUUCUAGCAGUACAACUGGAGUGCAAAGAAGGUCCAGGCGUAUUACGAGAGCUAAACGUAGUUAUAAUAAUAGCGUAGCUGCUGCAAGUAGUGAUAUACAGUAUGUCGAUUUAACAACAACCCCAUUACCUUUAUCAAAUGAUGUGAUAAAUUUAGAGUCUGAACCUGAAGAUGAUACCAAGAGUAAGCCAGAAAUGUCAUUUGAAUAUGAAAAUCCAGAAAUGUUUAUUCAAAUAAUAUGGGUUGGAAUGUAUGAGACAUUUACACUUCGGAAAUAUCAAAAAUUUUCGCAUAUCUUUAAGAUAUUGGCAGAGAGAGAAAAUACAAACAUUGAAAAUUUGGCUUUUAAUAUUGACUCCGAAAUUAUUUUUCCCGACGACACACCCGACAGUAUUGAUUACAAACCAUAUCAGUUUAUAAAAGGUCGUGUCUUGAACACAAAAAUUGAAACACAAUACAAGCACAGCAAGCCUUUAAAAAACAAUGAUGAGAACGUUAUUACAGUGAAAAUCCAAUCAGAUCGAUGGAAACAUCCGAAAUCAAUGCAAGUGGUGAAAACAGAAAAAUUUGGAAUAUUAAUAAUCAAAUUAUCUGAGGAAUUAAACAUCCAAUUGAAUCAGAUAAAGCUGCGUUUUGAUGAUGAUUAUAUAAAUCCCAACUCGACACCAGAGGAAAUAGAUUUAGAAAAUGAUGAUAUAAUCGAUUUACACCUAAAUCUUUAAAAAUUACUUAUAGUUCUUUUUUUUGUAAAAUUUAGAA
Messenger RNA from Teleopsis dalmanni, 1355 nucleotides. RefSeq lists its product as uncharacterized. The record is from RefSeq and is a predicted model, not a curated record. Gene Ontology annotation, molecular function: protein binding. The transcript has 6 exons. NCBI's taxonomy places the organism in Eukaryota, Metazoa, Arthropoda, Insecta, Diptera, Diopsidae. Gene Ontology annotation, biological process: positive regulation of transcription by RNA polymerase II; cytokine production. The coding region runs from base 188 to 1318 and encodes 376 amino acids.